Messenger RNA from Pieris rapae (cabbage white), 1340 nucleotides. RefSeq lists its product as uncharacterized. Bases 335 to 1324 code for a protein of 329 amino acids. NCBI's taxonomy places the organism in Eukaryota, Metazoa, Arthropoda, Insecta, Lepidoptera, Pieridae. The record is from RefSeq and is a predicted model, not a curated record. The transcript has a single exon.
GCAUCCGUUACUUCAUAAAGGUAUUGUGAACCAUAUAUAUUGGAGAUUCUUCUGACACAUCCGGAACUGCUGAAUUAACAAGAAAAACCUUUGCGAUACAUCACAUAAAUAAUUUUUUAAAUACCCUCAUAUUGUUUUGUCCACAAUAAAUACAUACACCCAAACACGUCAGUCAACGCCAUUGGUUAAUUUUAUUAUUGGCGUUUGACAUCUGACACCGGCAUUAUUGCCAUCUUAGUGGACCUGUCGGCUGGAUACAAGGAUUUUGGACCUAAUUAUUAUAACAUACUCUUUCGAUUAUUCCUACAUACGGUUUUGAGCAGAAAGAAUAAUAAUGGAUUGCCGUAAGUGUUUAAAAAUUGCGCCUGAUGCAGAGAGUAUCAAAUGUACCUCCUGCCUAGCAUGGCUACAUUUCUAUUGUGCGGAACUGUCGGAAUCAGAGUUUAAAAAGAUUUUACCUAUGAACAGAAUAAAAUGGAAGUGUUCUGCAUGUAAGUCUAAAAAGAAAACAACGCUCUCGACGACCAACUCACCUGCCCUUAGUUCGGCUUCGCCCUUGAACGUGGACACGGAGGUGUUAACUAAAUAUAUGGACUCAAAGUUUGCGAACUUAAGUCAACAGUGGCGCGAUGAUCUCAACUCGGCAAUCUUAGAGGUUUCGCGAACAUUUCGGAAUGAUAUAAUUGCCUUAGAAAAUCGCAUAAACACAUGCGAAGAAAGAGUUGCUCAAGUGGAAUCAGCGGCAGUGACAAACUCCUCUUCCCUGCCGUCCAACCUCAUAGAAGAAAAUGCGUCACUACGUCACGAGCUUGAAACCUUGAGUAACAGGCUCGACAACUUCGAUCAAGCCUCUAGAAACUGCAAUGUCGAGAUUCAAAAUGUGCCCGAAAUUAAAGGUGAAAACCUUAUGCAACUCUCUUUUACACUAAGCAACAUUUUAAACGUCGAAUUAAAAGACUCAGACAUAAAAACUGUUCACCGCGUUAAGCCAGGAGUACCUACGGGUCGCCCGAGAAAUAUUAUACUGCAGUUGACAACUCGCAGAAAACGUGAUGAUUUUAUCGCUGCUGCACGUGUGCGUGGCUCUCUAACAGUUGAUAAAUUGCUGGUUGGAUCUGUGGCUGCCUCUGGCAACAAUCGAUUCUACGUCAAUGAACACCUUACCUUGAAAAACAAAAUACUCUUCAGUAAGGUCAGGCAACUUGCAAGGGAAAGAGGGUAUAAGUAUGUUUGGAUAAAAAACUGUUGUAUUUUGGUUAGAAAAACUGAUGAAGCUAAAGCCAUCCAAGUGCGAUCCAGUGAUGAUCUAGCCAAAUUAAUAUGACUAUAUUCCCCUAUUU